Molecule: messenger RNA, 1374 nt
Organism: Arachis stenosperma
Lineage: Eukaryota; Viridiplantae; Streptophyta; Magnoliopsida; Fabales; Fabaceae
Product: protein FAR1-RELATED SEQUENCE 12-like
Exons: 5
Coding region: 1-1374 (457 amino acids)
Molecular function (GO): zinc ion binding
Source: RefSeq, a predicted model, not a curated record
AUGGAGAGUGAUUCGGAAGAUAGCUCAGAGUUCUCUGGGCAGUGGACUGACGGAUGGAGCACAAGAUCGGAGGCUGACGAAUGUGAGAGAAUAGGGACAGAGUCAGGACAAUCAGAGGAAGUCAAUAUGACAUCGUUGGAUACCGAGAAAACUAGUAGGGUUGCAGAUGAGGCGAAAGCACAGGAAUCUAGUCCGUCGAUGGUGAGGUCAGAUGAAGAACUUAAUAGUUCUAAUCGCUUCAUGGCAGGGGUAACUGCGAAAGAUCUGGCGCUUGCUGAAUUCGAUUCAGUUGAGGAGGCACAUGCAAGAGAAGGAUUGCGUGAUAAGAAACAUUUUGAGAGGAUUGAUAGACAGCGUGCACACAAACCAAUUACACGAACCAAUUGUAAUGCGAGGUUUGUGGUUCAUCUAGACAAGGGGUGCGGUGGUUAUCACAACUUUCAUUUUAUAAAGAAGGAUCUUUAUAACUAUAUCGAUGAGGUUCGACGUUCCCACAUUGUGGAGGGUGAUGCUACUGCAGCCAUUAGCUAUCUUAAAGGAAAGACCGAACUUGAUCCGCUAGCUGUGGUACAAUACACGUAUUGUGCUGAGAACCACUUGGGUACUAACCAUCAUAGACAAACCAUUAUUUUUGAGUUUGGGUUGCUUGAGGAUGAGAAGAUUCCUUCUUAUAAGUGGUUGCUAAGGUGUUUCUUGGAUGUGAUAAGGCAAAAGGAGCUGAUGGUUGUGGUUACAGAUAGAGAUGAAUCAAUGAAGAAGGCUAUCCGGAGCGAGUUUCCUAAUGCAACACACCGAUUAUGCAGUUGGCACCUUGCUCGGAAUGCUGUCUCUAACAUUAAGGAUGCUAAUUUUUGUAGUGCAUUUAAGCAUGCGGUUUAUGGAAACUUUGUAGUUGAAGAGUUUGAGAACUAUUGGGCGGAGAUGGUUGAGAGCUUCGGUUUAGAGAAUAAUGAAUGGAUUGGAAAAACCUACGAAAAGAGGGAGCAUUGGGCGAAUGCUUAUCUUUGUGAUAAGUUUUGUGUUGGAGUUAAGAAACAAAUAGAGUCAGUUGCUGCGUUGAUCGUGCUUCAUAGUGAGAGUUAUGGUACCAUUCAAAAGUUCAUGCUAAGAAAGUUCCGAAGGCCCCGUCGAGUUUAUACUGUGUUGUACGAUAGUAGUUUUGAAAAUUAUGAGUGCUCGUGCAAAUUGUGGAACAGUCUAGGGGUCCCUUGUAGUCAUAUAUUUUGUGCAAUGAAAGAGCUUGAGAUAGAGGUGCUGCCAACCCAACUAGUGCUUCGUAGGUGGUGUAAAGAUGCAAAGUUAUUGGUGUCAGUUGGUGCGGUCCCAGUGGCGGAUCCCGAGAAGGCAUUUCGGAUUCGUUAUGGGUCCUUGUGA